Molecule: messenger RNA, 1710 nt
Organism: Exophiala mesophila
Lineage: Eukaryota; Fungi; Ascomycota; Eurotiomycetes; Chaetothyriales; Herpotrichiellaceae
Exons: 2
Coding region: 20-1603 (527 amino acids)
Biological process (GO): ribosomal large subunit assembly
Cellular component (GO): nucleolus
Molecular function (GO): protein binding
Source: RefSeq, a predicted model, not a curated record
CACACCCCCAUUGCACCUCAUGGCGACCGUUGCGCCCCCUCCAAGUAAGAGGCAGAAGCUGGCCGCAGUGGAAAAAGCAGAAAAGAAAGCCGAAGAUGCCAGAAUACCCGAAGAUCUGGGUUCCGUUCGAAUUCAAUUUGUCGAUCAAAGUACUGGCAAGCCUACUGGGUCUGUGGUCGCAGUUCCAGUAAAAGAUGCCACUGUCAAGAACCUGGAGACUCUGUUAAAUACUAUACAAGGAAAGGACCCCUCCGAACGAUUACCGUAUCGCUUCUUCUUCCGCAACGAUCGAGCCACAGCAGCUGGCGGCGACGACGAGGUCUUAGAUAUACAGACCGAUAUUUGGAACUCAGUCCUGCGCCCGGGCUUCAAGACCACCGAAGACAACAUCGUAUUGCAAUUUAUCCCUCAAGCAGUCUUCCGCGUCCGCGCAGUCACAAGAUGUUCUGCCUCCAUAUCCGGCCACGGUGAGGCCAUCUUGGUCACGGCCUUCUCGCCCCAAACAUCAUCUCGCAUGGCCACAGGAAGUGGCGACAACACCGCAAGAAUAUGGGAUUGCGAUACUGGAACACCUCUCCAUACAUUAAAAGGACAUACGCAUUGGGUCUUAGCGGUGGCAUGGUCUCCAGACGGCCAGCUGCUUGCCACGGGCAGCAUGGACAACACCAUCCGACUCUGGGACCCCAAGACUGGCGAAGCUCUCGGAGGACCACUAAAGGGUCACACGAAAUGGAUUACCAGCAUGUGCUGGGAGCCUUAUCACAACCAAACUCCAGGAAAGCCACGGUUAGCGUCUGCCUCCAAGGAUGGCACGGUGCGGAUAUGGGAUAUUCCACUCCGUCGAGUUGAAGAAGUCCUCUCUGGCCAUAAGAGUUCGGUGACAUGUGUGCGGUGGGGAGGUUUCAAUCGCAUCUUCACAUCGAGUCAGGACAAGACCAUUAAGAUAUGGAACUCCAAGACAUGGAAAUGCCUGCACACGUUAUCGACACACACUCAUUGGGUCAACCAUCUCGCUCUAUCUACUGACUUUGCUCUGAGAACAUCAUACCACGACCACACGGGCAAAGUCCCGGAUACGGUAGAGAACAAGGUCCAAAAAGCCAAAGCGAGAUUCGAAGAUGCCGCCCGACACGAGGGGACACUGGUGGAAAAGCUCAUCUCCGCGUCUGACGACAACACAAUAUUCCUAUGGGACCCGUCAGGGAUCUCUGGGGACUCGAAUGCCUCGGUGAAACCGGUUGCCCGACUUCUUGGCCACCAGAAACAAGUCUUGCACGUCUCGUUUAGUCCGGACGGUCUGUAUAUUGCAUCGGCCUCGUUUGAUAACAGCGUCAAGCUGUGGAAUGCACGGGACGGCAAGUUCAUCACAACACUCCGUGGCCAUGUUGGGGCUGUUUACAUGGUGGCUUGGAGUAGUGACUCUCGACUGCUAGCUAGCGCGAGUAAAGACACGACGGUCAAAGUGUGGGAUGUGAAGACGGGCAAGAUUAAAGAAGAUUUGCCAGGUCAUAAGGACGAGGUUUUUGCUUUGGAUUGGGCUUUGGAUGGUCGCAUCGUCGCAAGUGCCGGCAAGGACAAGACGGUCAAGUUGUGGAAGCAUUGAUUCGGCGUCUGUUGAUUUUUCCCCUGUCAGAUACCCUGGUAGAAUAAUGUGGCCGUGACGAAGUCGGCUUAUUUGAUCGUCACGUGGCAUGGAUGAUACACUUCUAG